Ceratotherium simum simum (southern white rhinoceros) is the source of this 5620-nucleotide messenger RNA. RefSeq names its product IKAROS family zinc finger 4 (gene IKZF4). The record is from RefSeq and is a predicted model, not a curated record. Lineage: Eukaryota; Metazoa; Chordata; Mammalia; Perissodactyla; Rhinocerotidae. Gene Ontology annotation, molecular function: RNA polymerase II cis-regulatory region sequence-specific DNA binding; DNA-binding transcription factor activity. Gene Ontology annotation, biological process: regulation of transcription by RNA polymerase II.
ACACUAGCCUGAGACCAGACUGCUGGGCCCUCUCUCUGCCAGGAAGGACGGGGCUGUCAGUCCCCAGAUCUAGAGAGCAACCUCACUCCUGGAGGAGGAGGGAAAGGAGGGAAUACGAGUGCCUGAGUUUGGUGGGGGAGGGGCUUUCUGCUGAUCUGAGAGCCUUGAAGCUGCCCGGUGUCCUGGGCCCCGUGACCUCUGGGGCCUUGGCUUCCCCAGCUGGCAGAGGAUUGGGCCUUCCCUGGGGGGCCCCCCUUUUUCCCUCCCACCCCGAGAGCCCAUCCAUCUCUCUCUCUCUCUCUUGCACACACUCUUGCCUCUCUCAGGCAUUUGUUGUGCAGUUCCUCUUUGUCUGCUGGGCACGAGGGCAACUGCAUCUGCCUCCCCUCCCUGUGCACACCCCCACCCCUACCCCUUCACUGGCUUGGGAAGGGAUGCUGUAGCCUAGCAUCCCCCACACCAGACACACAUAUACGUUCCCUCCAGCCCCCUCCCCAAACACAUCCAAGCGUGUGCUCGCUUGCUUGCUCUCUCUCUCUCACACACACAUACAUACACACACUCUCUCUCUCACACACACACACAUACACACACUCAUACACUCACACACAUACACCCUGGGCUGAGCUCUUCUUGCUGGCUGCAGCCGUGGGCCCCUGCUCACCGUGCCACUGCCGCUGCCUGCGAAAUGACGGCGGUUCCCCUCACUUCCAGGAAUCCACGCUUCCUGGAAGGUGAGUGGCUGGGCUCACCCCUGCCUGCCACUGAGACGCAGACAUGCACACACCACCCGCACUCCCUCGCCGUUUCCAAGGCGGCGGCCGCGUUCGCACCCCAGGGUCUCACCGGCAAGGGAAGGAUAAUCUGGAGAGGGAUCCCUCAGGAGGGUGUGUUCCGGAUUUCUUGCCUCAGGCCCAAGACUCCAACCAUUUUAUAAUGGAAUCUUUAUUUUGUGAAAGUAGCGGGGACUCAUCUUUGGAGAAGGAGUUCCUCGGGGCCCCAGUGGGGCCCUCGGUGAGCACCCCCAACAGCCAGCACUCUUCUCCCAGCCGCUCACUCAGUGCCAACUCCAUCAAGGUGGAGAUGUACAGCGAUGAGGAGUCGAGCAGACUGCUGGGGCCAGAUGAGCGGCUCCUGGAAAAGGACGAUAGUGUGAUCGUGGAAGACUCGUUGUCAGAGCCCCUGGGCUACUGUGAUGGGAGUGGGCCAGAGCCACACUCCCCUGGUGGCAUCCGGCUGCCCAAUGGCAAGCUCAAAUGUGAUGUCUGCGGCAUGGUCUGUAUCGGACCCAACGUGCUCAUGGUGCACAAGCGCAGCCACACGGGUGAAAGGCCCUUCCACUGCAACCAGUGUGGUGCCUCCUUCACCCAGAAGGGGAACCUGCUGCGCCACAUCAAGCUGCACUCUGGGGAGAAGCCCUUCAAAUGUCCCUUCUGCAACUACGCCUGCCGCCGGCGUGAUGCACUCACUGGCCACCUCCGCACACACUCGGUCUCCUCUCCCACCGUGGGCAAGCCCUACAAGUGUAACUACUGCGGCCGCAGCUACAAACAGCAGAGUACCCUGGAGGAGCACAAAGAGCGGUGCCACAACUACCUACAGAGUCUCAGCACUGAAGCCCAAGCUCUGGCUGGCCAACCAGGUGAUGAGAUACGUGACCUGGAGAUGGUGCCAGACUCCAUGCUGCACUCGUCCUCUGAGCGGCCAACUUUCAUUGAUCGUCUGGCCAACAGCCUCACCAAACGCAAGCGUUCCACCCCCCAGAAGUUUGUAGGCGAGAAGCAGAUGCGCUUCAGCCUCUCGGACCUCCCCUAUGAUGUGAACUCGGGCGGCUAUGAGAAGGAUGUGGAGUUGGUGGCACACCAUGGCCUGGAGCCUGGCUUUGGAGGUUCUCUGGCCUUUGUGGGGGCAGAGCAUCUGCGUCCCCUCCGCCUUCCACCUACCAAUUGCAUCUCAGAACUCACGCCCGUCAUCAGCUCUGUCUACACCCAGAUGCAGCCCCUCCCCGGUCGACUGGAGCUUCCAGGGUCCAGAGAAGCAGGUGAGGGACCCGAGGACCUGGCUGAUGGAGGUCCCCUCCUCUACCGGGCCCGAGGCCCCCUGACUGACCCUGGGGCAUCCCCCAGCAAUGGCUGCCAAGACUCCACAGAUACAGAAAGCAACCACGAAGAUCGGGUUGGGGGGGUGGUAUCCCUCCCUCAGGGUCCCCCACCCCAGCCUCCUCCCACCAUUGUGGUGGGCCGGCCCAGUCCUGCCUACGCCAAAGAGGACCCCAAGCCACAGGAGGGGUUACUGCGGGGCACCCCUGGCCCCUCUAAGGAAGUGCUUCGGGUGGUGGGCGAGAGCGGUGAGCCUGUGAAGGCCUUCAAGUGUGAGCACUGCCGCAUCCUCUUCCUGGACCAUGUCAUGUUCACUAUCCACAUGGGCUGCCAUGGCUUCAGAGACCCUUUCGAGUGCAACAUCUGUGGCUACCACAGCCAAGACCGGUACGAAUUCUCUUCCCACAUUGUCCGGGGGGAGCACAAGGUAGGCUAGCGACCGACCGCCCUCCCCUCAGCCUGCCACCCCCCUGCCCUACCUACAGGAGUCUAGCCCGUCCCCACCACAUCCCAAGGAGUUGUGCUAUGUAGCCCCCACCACUGGCUACCCGACUUCACACUUGACCCUGACCCCUCCUCACCUAUUCUCUUCCUCUUCCCUGACUGAUUUAAGCAUUGUGAUGAAACAGGUCUUUUGCUUAUGUUUCUCUUUUUUCUCUUCUCCUCUCAUCCUGGCAUACUCACAGAGUUAUUUAUUAAUAUAAUUAGUUGAUUUUUAUUUUGCUUUUUUUUUUUUAACUUAUAUCAGUCACUUGCCACUCCCCCACCCUCCUGCCCACAGUCACCUUCCACUUAAGGCCUAAGUUUUCCCUCUUUGAUCCAGCUUUCUCCCACAGGCCCGGGGGUAGGAAGCUCCUCUUAGUACUAAGAGACCUUGAGCUUCUUGCUUUAAGUCCUCACCUUUCGCAUUACCUGAUUCUUUAGUUUUGAUGCUGAUAGCUCCUUGUGGCCCUCCCCUAGCUCUGUGGCAUUAUGUCUCCUCUCUGGGCCCCUUCAACCUGGUACUCCAUACCUCUUGUGCCCUCUCACUUUAGGCAGCUUGCACUAUUCUUGAACGAAUGAAGAAUUUCCUCAUUUGGAAGUAGGAGGGGCUGAAAAAAUUCUCUCCAGGCCCUGUGGGACUGAGGGUUCUCUUGACAUCCCCCUGGGAAUAUGAGCUCCCCAAAGCCCACAUUCGGGAUCUCCCUCUAGGAUGUGAUACAUCUCUUCCCUCCUCUGACAACCCCCAACUACUGCUCUACUCUCUUCAACCUGCCGGUCUACUCAGUGGUGGUUCUUCUCUCCUUGGAGUGCCCCAAUUUUAUAUUCUCAGGGGCAAAGGCUAGGUCUGCAGUCCUCCGUCUCUGACAUGUUGGGAGCUACAGGUGCCUAAUUGGGAACCAGGGCAUGGGAAGGGGGUGGGUCAGAAUUCUUCUCUUUCUCUUCCACCUCUCAAACUUCUUCACUCUAGUGACCUUCCUAGACUCUCAGGGACUCCUGCCGUCCCUGUCCUAUGAGAAACUAGUGGGUUGCUGCCUGAUGACAGGGGUAUCUCAACCCCUCAGUCAUGCUGCCUUCUUCUUCACCCCCAGCAGGAUUCAGCCGCUCAUUCCUGGGCUCCUGGGCCCUGUCCUUAGGAUCAGUGGCAGGGAAAAAAGGGUGUCUCUUUUCUCUCAUUUUCAGUAUAACCAAAAAUUAUCCCAGGAACAGCAAGGGCAUGUGCCCCUCACGCCAUUCCACUCUUGUCCCAGCAAGAGUGGGAUGGGCACAACUGAAUUGGGGGUCAUCCUUACCUGCCCCCUCCUAGACUCAGCUCCCAGAUGUAGGACAGGAGGGGGCACUCUCCUCCUGGCUACUGCAGAGACCCUUGGCGGCUUGGCUAACCUAGUUAGUGAGAAGGGGGCAGGAGGAGAUACAGCUCCACUGCAAGUGGCGGUCUCUUUCUACAAGAGUUCUCGGCCCAACGCCACAACCAUCCCAUUCUCUGCUUCCUUGAGAUUCAAACCAAAGGCUGUUUUUCUAUAUUUAAAGAAAAAGAAAGUAAAAACCAAACACAACACCUCACAAGUUGUAACACUUGGUCCUUCUCUCUCUCUCUCCUUUUCUCUUCCCUUCCAUCUUUCUUUCCACAUGUCCUUUCCUUAUUGGCUCUUUUGCCUCCUACUUUUCUCACUCCCUAUCAGGGAUAAUUUAGGGGGAUGGUAAAGGGUUGGCUAAGGAACAGACCCGGGGAUUGGGGCCCUUAAGGGCUCUAAGAAGAGUCUACCUUACCCUCAUAUGGGAAGGAGGACCCUAAAAAAACUUCUCUUCUUCCUCCUUUUUCUCCUCCAUUAUGUGGUCUCCCCAAGAGAACCAGAUUGUCAGGGAGGGGCACUGUGGGUUGACUGUUCCUCCUUGACAAUGUAGCAAUAAACAGAUGCUGCCAGGGGCAGAGGAUGGGGGAGUUAGCUGGGAGGAGAGUGGUCUCUAGAGAAGAGGAGAGUCUUCUCAACAGCACCCCAGGGAACUGGCUCCUUGUUUCAGGAUGGCAGCAGAGCUGAGAUUAAUACCUGGGUUCUCCUCAACUGUUCUGGUUAUUGAGCCCCUUCCCAUUAGACCUGCCCCCUACCACCUCUUCUGUGUCUGCUGUGUAUUUGGUGACACCUCAUAAGGACUAGUCCCUUCUGGGGUAUCAGAGCCUUAGGGUGCCCCCGUCCCCUCCCCCAGUCAGUUUCGGCACCUGUAACCUCCUGGAACAUGAAGGACUAUGCUCUGAGGCUGUACUCUGAGCCCAUGAGAGCAGAGACUGGAAGGGCAAGACCAGGUGCUAAGGAGGGGAGAGAAGGGCACUCUAUCUCUCUCCAGACCAUCACUGCACUUUAACCAGGGUCUUAGGUACAAAAUCCUACCUUCCAGAGCCUUCUAGCUCUGGAACCUCAAACAUCCUCAUGCUCUCUCCCAGCUCCUUUUGCAUAAAAAAAAGUAAAGAAAAAGAAAAAAAAAAAACCAACACUGAAACCCACAUGGAGAAAAGAGGUGUUUUCCUUUUAUAUUGAUAUUCAAAAUCAACACCACACAAAAAAUUUCUAAAUAGACACUUUUCCAGACCUUUGUUUUUUUGUGUCAGUGUCCAAGCUGCGGAUGGGAUUUUGUAAUACUUCUGGCAGCUUCUUUCCUUGUGUAUAUAAUAUAUAUAUAUAUUAUAUAUAUUUUUAAUCAGAAGUUAUGAAGAACAAAGAAAAAAAAACAGAGAAGCAAGUGCAAUACCACCUCUCUUCUCUCUCUCUCUCCCAGGGUUUCAUUUGUAACCUAUGCUUGGUGUCUCCUUGGACCUUACCCCUUCACCUCCUCCUCUUCCUCUGGUUCCCCCCGCCCCCUUUUUUUUUAAAGUGUUUUUCUCCUUUCUCAAGGAGAGUUAAACUAGCUUUUGAGACUUAUUGCAAAGCAUUUUGUAUAUGUAAUAUAUUGUAAGUAAAUAUUUGUGUAACGGAGAUAUACUACUGUAAGUUUUGUACUGUACUGGCUGAAGGUCUGUUAUAAAUAAACAUGAGUAAUUUAACACC